This is a messenger RNA of Rubroshorea leprosula, 1840 nucleotides long. The record is from the annotation of a GenBank genome assembly. Lineage: Eukaryota; Viridiplantae; Streptophyta; Magnoliopsida; Malvales; Dipterocarpaceae.
ACACACAACACAAGGAUAUUUCUUGGGCUUUCAAUUCGGUGUUGGAAUUUGGAAUAUUUGGUGCAAGUGUAAAACCGAAACCCGGUUGAGGACCCAAAAGAGAAAACAGAUUGCGGAUAUGGCCCAGCCCAAAUGGAAACAUAUGCACCGGCAUAUCCGCACGCCGGCAGUGCUUCUCCCUCUUCCCACUUCCUCUGAAUCGAAGGAGAGUACAGUGCGAAGAGGGGCAGCUGCUUUGGCAAUGGCGUUUCUCUUUAACAAAUUUCAGGAGGCUGUAAAAGCUCUUGCAAAGAGUCCCAUGUUUGCUAGGGAUCCAAGGCAUCUACAGUUUGAAGCAGACAUAAAUCGCCUUUUCCUAUAUACCAGCUACAAUCGUUUGGGAAAGGAUGCUGAUGAGGCAGAUGCAGAGGAAAUCAUUAACAUGGCUGGUAAAGCCUCUCUUGCAGAUCAACAAAAGCAAGUCCAAGAAAACAUUCAUGAUCAAAUUAGGGACUUCUGCACUUCUAUGGAUGAAAUUCUUCUUCCUGAGACUAUGAAAAUCGAUGAGUCACCUGAAUCACCAGCACGAUUGAAUGCUGCUCCUCGUAGAAGUGGUCUUAGCUUUGCUGUUGGAAACAGCAGCUCACCUUCUGGCUUUCCUGCUGUUCCACAGACAAGGCCAUUGAAAGGCACUGAAGUCUCACAGAAAUUAAAGGAUCUCAUUGGUUACACACUUGAUCUCAAACCAUCUCAAAUACUCCACAAAGAAGCCGGACAAGGUUUGUUUUUGAAUGGUGAAGCUAAUGUUGGUGCUGUAAUAGCCUUGUACCCAGGUGUGAUAUUUUCCCCUGCUUAUUAUCGUUAUAUUCCUGGAUAUCCAAGAGUUGAUGCUCAAAACCCAUAUCUGAUCACAAGAUAUGAUGGGACUGUCAUCAAUGCCCAACCUUGGGGCUCUGGUGGUGAAACUCGUGAAUUCUGGGAUGGCACAAUAGUUCCAGAGACGAGACCCAGCUCAGAAGUGACAAAGAAAGGUUCAGACCGGUUCUGGAAACUGCUGAGUAAGCCUUUGGCAAGCCCACGAGUGGGGACUGGUGGUGAGAUGUUGGAACGGAGGAACCCUCUAGCUUUGGCUCAUUUUGCUAAUCACCCAGAAAAAGGAAUGGUUCCAAAUGUAAUGGUUUGUCCUUAUGAAUUCCCACUGACUGAAAAGGAUAUGAGAGCCUAUAUUCCAAAUAUAAUAUUCGGAGGUGUAGAAGAAGUAAAGAUGAGGAGGUUUGGAAGCUUCUGGUUUAAAUCUGGGGGAUCAAGAAAUGGAGUGUCGGAUGUUCCAGUUUUGAAGACCCUUGUUCUGGUAUCUACUAGGUCACUUUGUGAUGAAGAAGUGCUUUUAAAUUAUCGACUGAGCAACUCGAAGCGACGACCAUCAUGGUAUACUCCUGUAGAUGAAGAGGAGGAUCGAAGGAGAUGGAGCUAAAUCAAUGAAGGUUUGACAUCAAACUGUGGGCUUCUUCUGACUGAAAGUUUGUUUGUGAGAGUGGGAUGCGUCCAGUUUUUGGCAGAUGUAUGGCGCAUUCCUGAUUUGCUGUGAGUUAUGGUUACUGUUUCUUUUUCCUCAUUGAAGGAUAAUGUGUUUAAUUUUCAACCUCUUUAAAACCGAAUCCUUGACACAGCUAGGGUUGUAGAUUAUAAGAUGGAAGAACCAAAGUGUACCAUACGAUGCUGAAUUUUUUACCAUUUUUGUUCGAGGAAGUUCAGAAUGACAGAAUAAGAAAAGAUAAAAAGCUUAUAUCUAUGGAUGUUGUCAGACCUAGCACUUGAUACUAAUGAUCUUUUGACAUGAGAAUAAAUUAGAUUAUUUAUA